AGUUAACCACUGCCUAAAUUUUGUUUUAGGAAAUCCAAUUUUCAUAUGACUUGGUGUUUCUUGUCCUACCCUACAAGGGUUUGUGUUUGUGUCUGAUAUAUAAUCACACGUACGUACAUUCCUCUUUUAUUUUGCAUGCUGGUGUCGGUUGUCCCAUGUCUUUGGGGAAGUCUUCUGGUUUCAGUUUUUUUUUUUUGGUGGUGAAGAACUGGAAUUCAUAAAACCAGAGCGCAAAUAACACGCCAAACUUACAAGAAAACCAGUAUCCAACUUGAAAGGACCACCAGCAAACGGCAAAUUGGAAAGUAAAAACGGCGUCGCGUUAGGAAGCAGAACACCGUCAGGCUGUCCAACUCUAAUCAGGAAGCUUAUUUAAGCUUAUUUCCACCGCAAUAAUUUGUGGUUUCUCUCUGCCUCCCUGUUUUUGGCUUUCUUUUUAGUUUAAUAUAUUCUUGAGUUUGCCAAAUUUAAGGCAUCAAUGGCGCCUCUCACAAGGUCAAUGAAGAAGAAAGCCGCAAACAGCAAGAGUCGCAUCAUGCAAUCCCUUCCGAAGGAGCUUUUGGUAGAAGUUCUUGCAAAGGUGGCUUCGAAUUCUUUCAACGAUCUCUACUCGGCAAAGUUAAGCUGCAAGGACUUCAACAAAAUGGCUGAAGAAGACUACAUAUUCCAGUGCAUUGACAUCAGCAAAUUCCCAUUGGUUUCUUGGAGGUUUGACGACAAAUUCUCCAAGUUUCUGAAACACUGCAAAAAGUGCGGCAACGCGGAGGCCUUGUACCGACAAGGGCUUCGCGAUCUUUUCAGAGGCAAGAGGGUGCAACAAGGAAUCAUGUGUCUGAAGAAAGCAGCCUCGAAGGGUCAUGUAGAAGCGACGUAUGUUUACGGCGCCAUCUUGGUGUGUUUCGGGGGAGAGUCGAAGCAGGAAGGCCUGGAGCUUCUGUAUUCUCUCAAUCAUUACAAACCGAAAGGAUUCAGCGUAAGAGAAUGCAGGGAGAAGGUUAAGGGACUUGUUUGGAACAUGUGGGCUGACAGGAAGGUGGUGGGUAAAAUUGUACAAGCCCGCCAUGAGACUGCCAUUGCGAAAACAUGCAGCGAUUGUGGAAAUAGACAGGAGGUUUUCACAGUCGAGCGAGGAUGGGAUCCUCUUGAUCAUGAAAAUUUCAGCAGCUGCAAUACCUGCAGGUGGCAUCAAGAAGUUAAUAUUUUCCGUGAUAUAUUAAACGACAGUUGCACCCCUCUGUAUUGAAUGGAUUGAUGUGUAUAGAUAGGAUGCGUAAGGGCAACAUUUGAUGUGUAUCCACACGACUUUCUCUUUUGCAAGCUAAUGUUUUUGAAAGGGCAACAUUUGCCCACAUGGCAUUCUAAAUUAUUAGGGAUAUAUUGUAAACUUGAGAUAAUCAGCAAGCUCAUCUGCAAGCUAUUUGAUCAAUUUAAAACUCACCAACGUUUGAAUGUAUGAUUCUCCCAAUUUCUAUACCAUUUCCUAAGUUAACGUAUAAAUGACAAUACCAGUUUUUUAUGUCAACAUAUGAAUCUUUACAAGCAAUUAACAGCCCACAAGAUAUAAUAAGCAAAGGUAGAGGGUAGUAGCUUAAUUGGUGCCACAGGCAAAUGCAGGCACAAACAACAGAUCUGAAUCGCCAACUACAAAUCUUUAGUCACAAGCUCUCAAAACAUAUACUGCCCUGGAUUUCAAUCAUCAUGCAUUACCAGUGUAAAUAGUGCCGUAAAGCAGAGAAAUAUAUCUAAAAUACUCCAAGGAGUAAAAGUUUCACUACUUCGCCGUCAAAAGAACAGCCCAAUUCAAGAACACCAAAAAGUUGGGAGCUAGUUGCAACAUUCAAUACUAAUUGGAAAAGAAAAACGCUCGACAUCAUAUAUUUUGGUUCACUAAAACAACAC
Messenger RNA from Prunus persica (peach), 1899 nucleotides. RefSeq names its product putative F-box protein At1g67623. Bases 479 to 1243 code for a protein of 254 amino acids. Gene Ontology annotation, molecular function: protein binding. The transcript is spliced from 2 exons. NCBI's taxonomy places the organism in Eukaryota, Viridiplantae, Streptophyta, Magnoliopsida, Rosales, Rosaceae. The record is from RefSeq and is a predicted model, not a curated record.